Molecule: messenger RNA, 846 nt
Organism: Suillus plorans
Lineage: Eukaryota; Fungi; Basidiomycota; Agaricomycetes; Boletales; Suillaceae
Exons: 2
Coding region: 158-628 (156 amino acids)
Source: RefSeq, a predicted model, not a curated record
GCCUUCAUUCUGGUCGAGUGGGCUUCGGCCCCGCCUUAAAAGCAAGGUUGCUCGGGACUUGCUCCGCUAAAGAAUUAAAAAGGAAGCGCGGGCGCUCGACUAAUUCUAGAUCGCGGCAAGGCUCGGUCUUUGCAGACAUUCCUCGGACCGUCUCGUAAUGGCAAGAGUCAGCAGGUCAGGGGGUUCCCUGUUGGUAAUUGGUCAUUAUCUGCUAUCAUUUGCGAGUCUGAAAGAGAACUGUUGCUGGAAUAGACUCACCACUAAAAGCUUCGCUUCUACACGCAUGGCCUGCUUUAACUACCCAUACGGUUCAAGGAGAAGCAGAAGUCUCGUUCGCUCAGGUGCGGCCAGAUGCUGUAAGUCUGGACUCACCCUUACUGCUCCACUUAUGAAAGGACACGCCAUCGGACUAAGCCGCCUGCGCAAAACACUAAUUGAUGUUCUAGACACUUGCCAGGCGAGAGAGCACAUGCUACCAAACUGUAAUCGAGGGCGCCGCAGGCUUGGCAAUCUACGUUUGGCCAAACCGGGACUCGGUUACUUCGCAGGAGUCCCGCCGGGAACCCCAAACUUGGCUAGUUGUAAGGAACGACUAUCUUUUGCCUACGAUAGGGCGAUCUCAGGCUAGCUAGUUGUGGAGAAGAGACUUUGCUUGCAUGGCGUUAUCUUCUCCAUCACGCGGGGCCGAGUAGAAACGAUUUCGUCAUUGUGCACUUACGUUCUGAAUGAGAACUCUCAGAGCCUGAGCAUAGGACCGUGGCAAGAGUCCGAAGGGGUGCGAGUAUGUCCUCGGGGUCAGAAACUCGGAGUUCGACUUGUACUGGUUAUCAUUCGUAGUAAGAGCUU